Penicillium roqueforti is the source of this 1704-nucleotide messenger RNA. RefSeq lists its product as uncharacterized. Bases 1 to 1704 code for a protein of 567 amino acids. NCBI's taxonomy places the organism in Eukaryota, Fungi, Ascomycota, Eurotiomycetes, Eurotiales, Aspergillaceae. The transcript has 4 exons. The record is from RefSeq and is a predicted model, not a curated record. Gene Ontology annotation, molecular function: transmembrane transporter activity. Gene Ontology annotation, biological process: transmembrane transport.
AUGGGACUCGAAAAAUUUAACCCUUUCAAAAAGGAUAGUCCGACAUUUCCCAGCGUUGUCAUACCACUCGCCGAUGCGCCUGUCCACUCCCUCUCGGAAAAGAUAGACAAGGAGUCCAGCCAGAGCUCGGACCGCUCGUCUUCCUCGGAGAAUGGUGCUGCUGGCUCCAAAGAUCCAACUCAUCUGACCCUCGAAGCCCUUCGUGCAGAAAUCGAGUCUGAUAUUUCCACGGCUACCCAUGACUCUGCCUAUGACCGCAAGGCAAAGGUGAUCAACAGAGCCCUGCAGGAUAUCGGCAUGGGCCGGUAUCAAUGGGAGCUGUUCUUCCUUUGUGGUUUUGGUUGGACAGCAGACAACCUUUGGCUUCAGGGAGUUGCCCUGACGCUGACCCCUAUCUCCUACGAAUUCGGACUCUCCGAUACGUGGGUGCGUUUUACCACUUGUGCUUUAUUCUUAGGUCUCUGUAUUGGUGCCUCAUUCUGGGGUAUUGCGUCUGAUAUUGUUGGUCGUCGUCUUGCUUUUAACACCACUCUAUUUAUGGCUGGUGCCUUUGGUCUGGCUGCCGGUGGUGGCCCUACUUGGAUUGGUACAUGUGCUCUGUUCGCUUGCUUGGGUCUUGGUGUAGGUGGUAACCUGCCUGUCGAUGGUGCUCUUUUCCUGGAGUUCCUCCCCUUUGUCUCCGGCAACAUGUUGACCAUGUUGAGUAUCUGGUGGCCUUUUGGCCAACUAAUCGGCAGUCUGCUUGCAUGGGCUUUCAUUCCUAACUUCAGCUGCACUAGCUAUGAAGGUUGCACCAAGGAGAACAACAUGGGCUGGCGCUACCUGGUUCUCACUCUGGGUGCCAUCACUUUUGUCAUGUUCAUCCUACGUUUCUUCUGUUUCCACUUGUACGAGUCGCCCAAGUUCCUGCUCUCCCGUGGCCGCCAGGAAGAAGCCGUCGCCGCUAUUCAUGGCAUUGCCCACAAGAACGGCACUAAGACCUGGUUGACCAGCGAGAUCCUCAACGAAAUUGGUGGUCAUGUCGAGGUGCACGAGAAAGAGACAGGGCUCCCUUACUCUCAAAUCGUGGGCCGUUUCUUCUCCAAAUUUUCAAUGGAGCGCAUUGCGCCCCUGUUCGCUAACAAGCGCAUGGGCUGGAAUACCGUUCUGCUCUGGUUCUGCUGGGCCACCAUCGGCAUGGGUUACCCUCUCUUCAACGCUUUCCUGCCGCAGUACCUCUCCAAAUCCGGUGGUGAGACCAACUCGAACUACAUCACUUACCGCAAUUACGCCAUCACCUCUAUCGUUGGUCUUCCUGGCUCUCUUCUGGCUUGCUGGACGGUCGAGCUCAAGUACAUUGGUCGCAAGGGCACCAUGGCAAUCUCCACCUUGAUCACCGGUGUGUUGCUGUUCUGCUUUACCGUAUCUACGAACUCAGACAUCCAGCUUUUAUGCAGUUCUCUCGAGGCCUUCUUCCAGAACAUUAUGUACGGUGUCCUGUUCGCCUACACCCCCGAGACCUUCCCUGCUCCGAACCGCGGUACUGGCACUGGUAUCUCCAGCUGCUUGAACCGUAUCACUGGUCUCUGUGCUCCCCUUGUCGCUAUAUAUGCCGGUAGUGCGAACCCCAACUCGCCCAUCUAUGCGUCCGGCGGGUUGAUUCUGGCUUCUUUUGUAGCUAUGUGUCUUCUACCCAUUGAGACUCGGGGUAAGCAGACCCUUUAA